This is a messenger RNA of Colletotrichum scovillei, 1716 nucleotides long. RefSeq names its product major facilitator superfamily transporter. Gene Ontology annotation, biological process: transmembrane transport. Gene Ontology annotation, molecular function: transmembrane transporter activity. The record is from RefSeq and is a predicted model, not a curated record. The coding region runs from base 1 to 1716 and encodes 571 amino acids. The transcript has 4 exons. NCBI's taxonomy places the organism in Eukaryota, Fungi, Ascomycota, Sordariomycetes, Glomerellales, Glomerellaceae.
AUGGCUUCAGCGCCUCCUGGUGACAACCCGCGCGCCUCGCGACCAAGCAACGUCGAUGAGUCGAUCCCGACCCGAGACAGUAGCGUAACACGCGUCGACCGGAGCUUCGACGGCGAAAAAUCACAGCAGCCCCUCAACGAAAAGUCCGAGGAUGCGCCAACUGGGGGUUUCUUCGAAGGCGGUCUAGGCCGAGAUGAAGAGGCUGAAGGCACGUGCAGGCAGGAAGACCUAGCAAGGGCAACGAGCAGCAAGCAGCCUGAGUACACCCCCGAUGGGAAGCGUGUCAUCACCGAGGAUGAGUGCUAUCAUCUACUGGGAUACUCGUGGCCUGCAUGGAAAAAGUGGAUGCUUCUCUCCUCUAUUUUUGCCGUCCAAGUGUCGAUGAACUUCAACACUAGUGUCUUUCCUAGCGCUGUUACUCCUAUCAGCGAGGAGUUCCAUGUCAGUGAGCAGGCGGCACGUAGUGCACAGUGUGCUUUCUUAGUUCUCUACGCUUUUGGAUGUGAGCUGUGGGCUCCUUGGAGUGAGGAGUUCGGACGAUGGAAGAUCUUGCAAUGUUCCCUAUUCCUCGUCAAUAUAUGGCAGAUCCUUGCUGCACUGGCUCCCAACUUCGGCAGCAUAGUUGUUGCUCGAGCCCUAGGAGGUCUCAGCUCAGCUGGAGGUAGUGUGACUCUCGGUAUGGUUGCUGAUCUAUACCAGCCCGAGGAGCAGCAGUGGGCUGUUCUCUUCGUCGUCCUAUCUUCCGUUCUCGGAACUUCCGUCGGCCCUGUCGCUGGAGGGCCUAUACAGAAGUUUCUUCCGUGGUAUUGGAACCUGUGGAUUCAGAUGAUCUUUGGCGUUGUCGUACAAGCCGUCCACUUCUUCAUGCCCGAGAGCCGCUCCACCAUCAUCAUGGACAGGGAAGCGAAGCGGCGUCGCAAGGCUGGAGAAGAUACCAACAUUUACGGACCCAACGAGGUUAAGAAGCCUCGGCUUUCGAUGCACGAGUUUGCCAUCACGUGGAUGCGUCCCUUUGAGAUGUUUCUUAGGGAGCCCAUCGUUCUCUCCUGCUCUGUGCUUUCAGGUUUCUCCGAUGCCCUUAUCUUCACCUUCCAAGAAGGUUUCGCGCCCGUGUUCAACAAGUGGGGUUUCGGAACUCUGCAAAAAGCCUGGGCUUUCAUCCCAAUCAACAUAGGUUAUAUCCUGGCAUACAUCUCCUAUGUGCCAUGGAUUAUCAGAGACCAUCGUGUCAUUAAGGCAAAGGGCCCUGAUGCACUCGCACCUGAGCGUCGCCUGAAGUGGCUGCUGUAUCUUGCACCCCUCGAAACCAUUGGGCUCUUCGGCUUCGCUUGGACCUCGAUGGGACCUCCUGAAUCUCACUGGAUCGCGCCCAUGAUUUUCUCAUUUGAUUACAUGAUUGCCGCAUACGGACCUUACUCCGCGUCUGCCACCGGUGGCAACGGGUUUGCACGAGACUUCCUUGCUGGUAUUGCAGCGAUGUACUCUACUCCAUUGUAUGAGAACAUUGGAAGCUCACGCCACACUGAGUAUGCAAGCACUGUUCUUGCUUGCCUUGCAUUCAUGGUCACUAUUCCAGUGUAUCUUAUCUACUGGAAGGGUCCGGUAAUCCGAGAGAGAUCCAAGUUUGCUCAGUCUCUGGAUGCCGAUCGACGUUCCAAGGGUGGACGUCGCGUCAUUGAAGCUCCCGAGGAGCAAUUGGAGCCCAAAAACCUUUGA